Messenger RNA from Colias croceus (clouded yellow), 4595 nucleotides. RefSeq names its product maternal effect protein staufen (gene stau). The record is from RefSeq and is a predicted model, not a curated record. The transcript is spliced from 18 exons. NCBI's taxonomy places the organism in Eukaryota, Metazoa, Arthropoda, Insecta, Lepidoptera, Pieridae. The coding region runs from base 173 to 2614 and encodes 813 amino acids.
AUAAGUGGCAACAUUAACACUUUUUAACAUGGCCGCAUGUUGAACGAAACGAUUUUCUUUACUGUUUGCCAAAUAAACAUAAAAUCGGUGUUAUUUGAGGCGGAUAUAUGUUGAUCGGCGUGCUGAAGUUUAAAACAAACAGUUAAACAUAUAGUCGGCAGCGAUCGUUAAGAUGAUGCAUCACCCGAACAUGCAUCAUCAGCCAAUGUCUGGGCAUCCGCCCCAACACCUCCCGGGUCACCAGGGCAUGCCUGCACAUCAUCAAAUGCCGCCGCAUCAAAUGCACAGAGAGAACAGGCACGUAACGUUGACUAGAGUACCACUGGGUCCGUCAGCGGGCGGCAACAUGGGCGCGCACGGGCAGAUGAGCGGCAUGGGCACGAUGCCGGUGCACCACCCGCCGGCGCAGCGCCCGCCGCACCCCAUACGCGCCAUGCACCACCCGCCGGCGCAACACCACAACGUGCCACCGCAAACGCGUCCACUCCGGCGGCCGUACGCGAUGAACAGCGGCUACGGGCCUGCGGGCGCGCCCGUGCCGCCGUUCGCGCACGCGCCGCCCGCGCACGCGCACGCCGACGCCGCGCACACACCGCACACAACGCAUCAGACCACAGGUCUGUGCCGACCGCCGUCGCCAAUAAGACCUCUGCAGACAAAGCUGACCUCGGACUUUGCAGUGACCCCAGUAGCACAAAGCGCGUUACCAAGCACGGAGCCCGCACAAGCUGAAGAGAAGCCGGUCACAGCAGGUGCGGAGGACGGUGACAAGGACGUGCAGGCGCAGGCGGCCGCGGGCGAGGGCGAGGCGGCCCGCCCGCAGGCCGCGGCCAACAGUAAAGAGAAGACUCCCAUGUGCCUGGUCAACGAGCUGGCCAGGUACAAUAAGAUUAAGCAUCAAUAUCGCCUCACAUCAGAGACAGGACCCGCUCACAAGAAAGUAUUCACAGUAACACUCCGUUUGGGUGAUACUGAGGAAUAUACAGCUGAGGGGUCGUCAAUAAAGCGAGCGCAGCACGCGGCCGCGAGCGCGGCGCUGAGCGGCACGCGCUACCCGCCGCCGCCGCCGCGCGCGCAGCCCUCGCACGCCGCGCACGCGCACCACCACCGACAUGCUGGCGCGGUGAUGCCGACGGUGGAGCUGAACGCGCUGGCGAUGAAGCUGUGCCAGCCGGCCGUGUACUCGUCGGUGCCGCCGGUGCCGGCCCGCGCGCGCGCCCGCCUGCCGCCGUACCGCCUGCCGUUCCUGCCGCCCUACGCGCCGCACGCGCCGCACCCGCCGCACCCGCCGCACCCGCCGCAUCCGCCGCGCCUCAUGGAGCCCGGCCCGCCGCUGCUCUAUAGGUACCGUGUGUGCGUGGGCGGGCGCGCGUGGCUCGGCGAGGGCAGCACGCCGCAGGCGGCGCGGCACGACGCGGCGGCGCGCGCGCUGCUCGACCUGCGCCCGCACCACGACCAGCCCGCGCACGCGCACACUGACAGCGCCGGGGAAACGGAUGCAGACUUAUUGAACUCGGAGGUGAAAUCUCCCGUGUCGCUGGUACACGAGUUGGCUCUCAAACGGAAUCUCAACGUCACAUUCUCUGUCAAAUCUGAAAGAGGCCCGCCACAUAUGCGGGUGUUCAUAACGGUGUGCAAAGUGGGCGAGAUGGAGACGGAGGGCGAGGGCAACGGCAAGAAGGUGUCGAAGCGGCGCGCGGCGGAGCGCAUGCUGGACGAGAUGCGGCGCCGCUGGCCCGCCGCCGCGCUGCGCCCGCGCGCGCCCGCCCCCGCCGACAGGCGCAAGCACCCGCCCGCCAAGAAGAAGCCCAGGAACUUGAUUAAGGAGGGCAUGUCGGGCGGCGCGCUGGCGGAAGGCGGCGCCGCAGUGCCGGCGGGCGGCGCCGACAACCCGAUCUCGCGCCUGGCCGUGGCGCGGCACGCAGCGCGCGCCCGCUCGCCGCAGUACCGCGUGCUGGAGGAGCGCGGCGCGGCCCGCCGGCGCGAGUUCCUCGUGCAGUGCGACGCGCCGCCGCACUCCGCCACCGGCCUCGGGCCCAACAAGAAGACGGCCAAGCGACGCGCCGCGCACAACGUACUUUUAGCUAUGGAGAUGGCGAGCGGCGGUGAGCCCGGCGCCGUGACCAGUGCGGACGGCGGUGCUAACGGGGACGUCAAACCUAGCGGGGAGAUUAAACGGAAGGAAAAUGAGGGUAGUGACAUGCGACAACCCGUGCCAGGAGUGCUGAUGGUGGACUAUCACGCGAGAACCGGACAACCGCCACAGACUAACGGUGUGAACGUGAGCGAGUCGAGCGCGACCGGCGGCGGCGGCAGCUCGCCCGGCGCCAAGGAUCAGCUCAUGUACCUCGCGCAGCUGCUCGGCUUCACCGUGCAGUUCUCGGACUUCCCUAAGCGCAACCACGGCGAGUACCUGUCGCUGGUGUCGCUGUCGACGGAGCCGCCGGUGAUGUGCCACGGGGGCGGAGCCUCCACCGCGCUCUCGCACGAGCAGUGCGCGCGCGCCGCACUCCGCGCGCUCGCGCUCAUGGGGCUCGACGCGCCCGCCACGAUGCAGAACCUGCCGGGCUCGGGCGCCAAGGCGAGCGUGAUCAGCAACGGCAUCUCCGAGUGAGCCGCGCCGCGAAUAUUGACAUUGUUUCUGAUUCUGCAAUAUUUAGCUAAGUGUGAAUAUUUCACAGCGCGAAACGCUAACGUUCGGGACGACAACACCACAUUAUGUAUUGACAGCAUUUAACAUUUAACGAUUUCCAGCUAUGACAUAUUCACAAUCAUAUUUAUUUGAUCUCGGGCCUUGCAACAACUAUUAGACUUUUAUUCGAGCGUUUCCUAUUAUGUUAGUGCCUAAUGUAUAUAUUUUUUUGUUAUUAUACGAUCUGUUUUAGUCAAACACGAACAGUUUACUCACAAACUAUGUAUUUAUAUUUCGAAUUUUGAGCGCGAAUAAGUCGAACGAUCUUCGUUUAUUAACAACGUAUGUAACUAAUUAGGUUAUGUUUAUUAUAGUUUAUCUCUAGUGAUAAUCGCACGUCGUGCAGCUAUAUCGAUAAGGUGUGGCAUUUAAAUGAAAUUAUAUAGGAAUUAAUAGACGAAAAAAAUGAAGCUGCGUAGCCAAAGUAUUUCGGGAAACGGACUACGUGACGGCAAAAUAUAAAUUGUUGUAGCGGAGACAUUAGCGAUUAGUGGUUUAUGGAAAUAUCAGAGUGGUCACUUUGUAUUAAAAUGCGUAUAACUAGGAAUCAUAUCAAAAUCAGAGGCAUAUGGAAGUGGCCACUCUGCGGUGUGACGGUGUGACGUCACUUGUCGUCGCGCAGUCCGCCCGGCGAUGUUGCAUCAUGCGGCCAUGGUGACACGUUAGGUUAGACUUUAGCCCAAGCUGGCAGUCGCCACAGUCCGUCCGUGUUUUCCAAUUACAGAGCAUAAUGCGACUCAGUGGCGCACAAUGCCGAAUUUAAUGGGGGAAAAAUUAAAAUUCUGUCACUGAGUUGGCAUCGAUUGCACGCAUCACGCGCAUUACUUUUAAGAGUGUUAGAUUGUGCGAAGCGUUGCUGUCGUUGAAACAUUCAACGUUAAGCAUUAUGCGCUCUAGUGCUGUAAGUGGAAAACUACCCGUGUCGGCGCAAGGAGUGCGGCGACUAGCCGUGUGGCCUCGAUUUUUAACUGCGACCCUACGCUAUGAAAUGUGUAAUUUAUAAUUAGGAUACGAUCCGUAAUAAACACUUAAUUUACGCCCCUAAUCGUCUUAGGUAGGUUCGAGGUUGGCUCGGGAAAUCGCUGGCGCAAGAUGCUGUUUUAUUUGUUGAAAAUGUUACAAAGGUAACAUUAAAUUGUAAUAAAAUAACCGGGACUAAAUGAAUCGCGAUGAAUUUGUUUUGGUUUUAAACACUUAUGCGUGAACUCAUAUUAUCUAAAUAUAAUUUUUAUUUCGAUGAUUCGUUUUUAUAUCAUAUGAUAUUCAGAUCUCGUUAAGCACGCUAUUGAGAAUAUAAUAUAUUUCCGAUUUAUGAGUACAGGCGAUUUCUUGAGCUAUCCUUCGACAUAAGGUAAUGUUGCUUGUUAACUUUGACUAAUCUAUUGUAUGUGUACUAUUUCUGUUUAGAAUAAAUGGACUAUUGCGCGUAAAUAUGUGCUUUAUCAGUACACUUGAUCGGUAAUGUUAUAGUUUUUAUUUAUUUAGAUUUACUGUUGUUAUAAUUAGCCCGAAGGGACCCGAUCAUUUGUAGGAUACCGAUUGUACAUUUCAUUGUAAUGGGUCCGAAUCAUAUUGUAUAAACAUUAAGAUGUUAUACAUAAGUGUUUCACUGUGAAUACGCUCCAUGAAAUCAAAUUUUGUGCAUACGAUUUUAAAUCGAGGCCAUUGGUACAAUUUCUUCAUGUUGAAUGUUGCACAAGUAACAAAGCAUAAAGAAAUUCACAAUCGUUAUAAUUAACUGAGAAAACGCCACAAGGGCAUUGAAAAGUUUUUCUUUAUUUAUUUUGUUCUAAGUAACUAAUAUUUUUUAUUAUAUAUAUGUGUGGAGCAAGUCCCAACUGAACUUCGUGCUGUUAGCAAUUGUGUAAACGUUAAAAAACAAUAAAGCGAAAUAUUAAAAAUA